AUGAUCAAGAAGCCAGAAUUUGGCCUAAUACAGCCACCUAAGAGGAAGAAUAGACAAGGGCUUAGUGAUGAGCAGAAGUUGGAGAUCAAAGAGGCUUUCGAACUCUUUGAUACCAAUAAGACAGGCUCACUUGACUAUCAUGAACUCAAAGUCGCUAUGCGCGCCCUUGGGUUUGAUGUCAAAAAGCCAGAAGUUCUAGAAUACGUCAAAGAUGGAGAUGGCUACAUAAUUUAUGACGAUUUCCUUGAUAUCAUGACUGAGAAGAUAAAAAAUAGAGACCCUGUAGAAGAAAUCCUUAAAGCCUUCAAACUUUUUGAUGAAGACAGCUCUGGACAAAUUUCUCUCAAAAACCUCAAAAGAGUAGCAAGAGAGUUAGGAGAGAAUCUUUCUGAUGAUGAACUUCAAGCAAUGAUUGAUGAGUUUGAUAAGGACAAUGAUGGCGAAAUCAGUGACCAAGAGUUUCUAAAUAUCAUGAAGCAGACUUCUAUAUAUUAA
Molecule: messenger RNA, 495 nt
Organism: Moneuplotes crassus
Lineage: Eukaryota; Ciliophora; Spirotrichea; Euplotida; Euplotidae
Source: the annotation of a GenBank genome assembly